This is a messenger RNA of Pezoporus flaviventris, 7546 nucleotides long. RefSeq names its product regulator of G protein signaling 22 (gene RGS22). Gene Ontology annotation, biological process: regulation of signal transduction. Gene Ontology annotation, molecular function: G-protein alpha-subunit binding. The record is from RefSeq and is a predicted model, not a curated record. The coding region runs from base 364 to 4497 and encodes 1377 amino acids. The transcript has 28 exons. NCBI's taxonomy places the organism in Eukaryota, Metazoa, Chordata, Aves, Psittaciformes, Psittacidae.
AGCAUUUAAUUUCUAUUCUUGCUACAAGCAUCCUGAAGUUCCUAGUUCACAGGCAUCUCUUUUGGGACCGUAUCAUCAGUAUGCCUGAUAUCCAAGUCUGCUUCAGGGAGAUCUGCAUCAGCAAGAGAAGUAUUUGCUUACUGCUCAGCUCACCCCAUGCAUUGUUUACAGUGUCAUAGCAACGCCCCUUUGCUGGGAGACAUGCAGCAGAGGCAGGCUGCCCUGGUGCAGACCAGCACUCACCAGCCAGGUCCAAGAACUCUGCAGCUUCUAUUUCUGGUCUGCAGUAAAGGAUUUCACCUUUGCAAAUGAGAUUGUAAUCUUGUAGAUGUGGGUGCUGGCCCUUACGUGUGUAGAUCCAGGAUGCAGUCGAAGAGGCUAACCACUGAGCCUCCAUGUAUAACAGAAGAAGUGUUUGAGGAAUUCUUAGCCACAGAUGAUACGCUUGUGGAAUACUUUAAUGAAUUUUUGAGUCUUCCGACAUUUGCCCAGACAGUUAAGUUUAACUCUGACUUUGGGGUUUUUGAAGUUGUUAAUGAUGCCCCACAAUGCCUUGAAAGCCAGCUGAAAAAAAGUCUACAUGAGCAGAAAUCUCCAAAGCCCAUUUAUGAUGCUCUAAGGAAAGUAAAGAAUGAUGGGCACCUCUCCAAAAUGCGCACUGCUUCUCCAACCUUCAAUAUUGAUGCAAAUUACAACACUAUGUGCCUUGAUAGAGAACAAGCAAUUCAGUGGAUUAAGAAAGAAAGGCUUCCAGCAUUUCUUGAAAGUGACUGUUAUUUUGAAUACAGGCUAGCUAAAUUGAUAUCACAGGUAGAAUGGAGCAAGACUGGCAUUAAUUUCAUUAUCGAUAAUGACUACUAUCCCUGGAUAAGGAAGCAAGACCCAAGUCCUUCCCCUCCUGAGGAGGAUGACACUUCGAUGACUGUGAGAAAGUUAAAUAUAUCGCUUGGAGUGGCUACAGUUUCUCAGACAAAGGAUUGUUUUACAUUAGCAAAAGGAAGUGAAUUAAUGAAAACUACAGAUUCAUUCUCACAUCCUAUAGCUUCUAGUCAAACUCAGUGUUUGUCUGGACAGCGUGAAAGAGAUGAUUCAUUAAGUGAAAAAGAUAGUCUUCUGGAAGCAGGUUCCCUGUCUAAGGAAGCCCACCAAUGGAGUUUCCUUCGCCCUUCAAGGAAAGCAAAAGCCAUCAUUUUAAGGAAGACAUCCAGAGAGGCUGAGGAGGGCUCUUCUGUGGCCAUUGCUGAACUACCUGCUCAUACUCAGUUAAGAGUGUAUGUAGACCCGAAAUGGGACAGUGCAGCAAAAAAAAAAAAAGAACAGGAAAGCGUAACUAUUCAGACACCAGGAGAAUUCAUACCAGAUUAUACCCAACUUGUAAUGAAGGAACCUGCUUCAGAAUCAACUCACCAGCCAACUGCUGACAUUCACAAUAAUGUGGAUUUCCACAAACAGCCUGAACUAUUUAUACAUGAGCUAUCAAAUAAUGAAUUUGCCCGUGGCACUGCAGAGUCACUCCUUUCCCAAAGUUCUCCAUUUUCUGUCUUGGACUCCCACAGAGAUGUAAGAGAACAAGACACUGAAGAAGUAAGCUUAAAAUCAAGUUCUGAAAGUGGUGGGUCAGACAGUAGAGCCUGGUGUAUUAGUCACAGGACUUCUGAUACUGGCAACAGACAUGAGUUUGAGAGAUUCAAGAAGUUCAUUAAAGGAACACUUGGGGAGAGGUACUGGUGGCUCUGGAUGGAUAUUGAAAGACUAAAGGUGCUCAAAACCACUACAAGGCAGCAAAGGCAACUCAAUAAGAUGAAGAAACUGUAUCUUUUGAGCAGUGGAGACUACUUCCUCAGUUCAGAAGUGUUACUCAGACUUAACUUGUUGCAUGGAGAUCAGUGGAAUGUAAGGCAUUUAAGACGGAUUCAGCCUGAAGUAGUGAAACCUCUGCUUCUUUACUGGGGUCCCAGAUUUCGUGUCACUGAUUCAACAGCAAUACAAACUGCCAGUGCAAAACUGAAGAUGUGGCACACAUGCCAACAGAGACCAAGGGUGGACAUUGAUCCUUUUCCACAUAUAGUAUCAUUGCUACCAUUGACACUUAAGUCUUGCAUGCCCAGGAUACCACCUUCCCUUUCUCAGAAAAGUAGAACAAGCUCACCAGCAACUUUAUUAAAACCACCUAUGUCAAAUUUCUCUUUGAAGAAAUCAUCAAAAUUAUUACCUACCCUACCAUCAAGACAGAGCCCCCAAAGGGAUGACAUUUCUACCAGUAGAAAGUGGCCAAAGUCAGCCAACAGAGACAUGAUUUAUUGCUCAGCUGUGGAUGACACCAAAGACUCAAAAUGCCAGGGUCAUAGAAAGUACACCUAUGCUGAGCUGCUCCAAGGGAAAAGUGCUUCUGGCAGCGCUGUCUUAAGGGGAUCAAGAAUGGAAAGCAUGCUGCAGUCUCUUUAUUUGGACAACAGAGCAGGCUACUACUUCACACAGUUCUGUGAGAAGUCAGGGAAUAAGUUGUGGAAGAACAGCGUGUACUUUUGGUUUGACCUACAAGCUUAUCAUCAGCUUUUCUACCAAGAAACUCUUCAUCCUUUCAAAAUCUGCAAGCAAGCUCAAUUCCUUUAUGCAACUUACAUUGCCCCAUCUGCCAGUAUGGACAUUGGACUUCAUCAGAGGAAGAGAAACAUGAUUUAUCAGAAAAUUGACCCAGCUUUUGAAGAUCUUUUUGACCCAGCAGAAGAAUAUAUCCUCACUGUUCUGAUAGAACCGUGGAUGAAGAUGAUGGAAGAAGACAAAUAUACUUACGGAAAGGUGGAGCUGGUGGAGGAAACUCGACAGCUGGACUCCGUAUACUUUAGAAAGCUCCAGGCUUUGCAUCAAGAGAGUGGUUCCAAGAAGCAUGAGAGUACUGUUGCUGACACUGGUCUGCCAUCUUGCCCUGAUGCUCUCAAAGAAGACAAGCACUUGAGUCAAGUUCCCAAAGAAUUGACAGGUCCUAAUCUAUCUGACCUCAUCCAUGACAAAGAGAAGUUAGAACACUUCUGGGCUUUUCUUAACGAGCGUUCUGCUAGCAUGGAUCUCAUGUGCUGGCUAGAUAUUGAACAGUUCAGAGAGACGCUCCACAAGGAUAAAGAAAAUAGGGAGGAAAAAUCUAAAGACAUUAAAAACAAGUACUUCAACAAACAAUACUUCUUUGGACCCAACAGCCCAGCUACCAGAGAACAACAAGAACAGAUAAUUCAUUCAGGUGGAGGAUGGGGACAAAUCCUUCAGGAUCAAUUUUCAGCAACAGUUCUGCUAGAAAUUCAGCAAUGUGUCCAGAAGAGAUUAGAAGAACAAUGGCUGCCAUUGUUCCUGGCAGAUGAGCACCAUCGGGUGGAGGGACAAGCAAAGAUAAGGGACAUAACUGAAGAUCUUUCACGACAAAAACAGAAGACAACUAGGCUGUGGAAGCAAGCGAACAAUAAGUGUGUUUCUUCAUCUAGUGAAGUAAUUGCUUUCCGCAAAGCACUGUUGAAUCCAGUAACAGCCAAUGAAUUUCAACGUUUUGUGUCACUGCAAGGAGAUCUACUGGCCAAUGGAUUGCUCUUUUGGCAAGAGGUCCAGAAGUAUAAGGACUUGUGCCAUUCUCACUGUGAUGACACCACAAUCCAGAAAAAGAUCACCACUAUUAUUGACUGCUUUAUUAAUUCUGCCAUACCUCCAGCUUUGCAGAUUGACAUCCCAAUGGAACAAGCAAAGAAAAUUUUGGAGCACAGGAGAGAGCUAGGACCUUACAUUUUUAGAGAGGCACAGAUGAGUAUUUUUGCUCUUCUGUUUAAAUUUUGGCCAAAAUUUUGUAAGCUUCAAAGCAAUUUGGCUAGCGACAAAAUUCUACUUGCCUUGGAGAGAAAAAAGGGAAAAAAGAUGCAAAAGAAGGAAGAUGGAACAGCAGAGAUCAAGGAAGUAAAGAACAAAUCUUGGCCAGGAGCACAAAAGCUCAGCUUUUAUGGAGAGCAAACAGGAAAGCAAACCGUAUCAAAGGCUACCCGGCAAUUGACUCAGGGCAAGGGAGGAGUGGCUGACAGCCACUCUCCCCACGGCGAGGGACGCCAACCAAGCACGGUACAACGCAAAGACCUCUUAUCUGGAAAGCAGAAAGGGCAAACCGUAUCAAAGGCUACCCGGCAAUUGACUCAGGGCAAGGGAGGAGUGGCUGACAGCCACUCUCCCCACGGCGAGGGACGCCAACCAAGCACGGUACAACGCAAAGACCUCUUAUCUGGAAAGCAGGAAGGGGGUAAAGAAGGGGGGACAAAACCUGGGACAAAACCCAUCAGUUUGCUAAGCAGUGCUUUCACAGAUGAGACUGGUGUGAAGACAGGACAAGCACCAUUUUCAGUUGGACAUGAGUCACAGGCUUCCUGGUCCUAUUCCAAGUACAUAGAAGCCUUGGAGCAGGAGAGAGUACUUCUUAAAAUGCAAGAAGAUCUGGAGAAAGCUUCAUCAUCUGUCCUUACAGCUUGUUAACCAAGCUCUGCGGUUUAGGAGAACAAGCUUGUAGCUUAGGUGAAAUUCUCACAGUGUUAAGGAUUUUGUUCUCCUUUGGAAUUGUGGAUAUAAAUCUCUGCCUCUCUUACGCUGUCUGCAGGGGAGUUGCUCUCUGCACCAUACUUGUGAGUGACAGUAGGUUUCCUAAGAAAGGGAAAGUGAAAGUUGUAGGCUAUCAGCAUUGCCUUUACUGCAGAGAGGAAUAUGGACGUUUCUUCAUUCUGCAGAGUGACAUGGCAGUCCUAUUUGGUUCACAUACGCAUUUCACCUCCCUGGCUUCUCAUGCUUCAUCAACUUACAUACAACCAGAGAGAUGCAACUUUUUUCUCACCAGUUUGUCAGUGUGCUUUGGGGGUUGUAAGAGGCAUUGCUUCAUCCUUGUUUCAGCUGUGAAUAUCUUCUUAGGUCUUCCCAAAGGAUUUGAUGAUCUGUUUGUUCAUUAAAUAGCUCAAUUUAGCAGUAGGGCUAGCAAUAGCACUACGUAAUAUUAAACCCCUUCAGUUUCCCAUUAUUUUAAUUUUCUUUUCAUAUGCAAAUACCUCAUCUAUGUCCUUCCCCAAGCCUUGAAACUCUGAAAAAUCCACAAUUUCUCCAAAGAUUAGUGUGAUGUUGGAGAAACACUCAAAUCUUCCCAAGAAGCAGAAAGUAAGUACCAGAUGCCAACAAGCGAGCUUUGAAAACUGGGUUCUUAAAAGCUAGUUUUCCUGCUGUCAGUGCUGAUGCUUAUUAGUAGCAAGUUAUCCCACUCCAAAUCACAUUUAACUGAAGCUGUACAGCCUCAACAUGAAGGCAAGAUCAUUCUUCACUCCAGUCAUGGUAAGCGGACUUAAUGCUGACCAGAUGGACUUUGUUGCAAAAUGGUACUCUCUGAAAUGCUGUUAAGUAAGCUUUCCAGUUAAAGUACUUUAAAUAGGAGUGUGAGAUAACUGGAGGAAGCUCAGACCCCAUGGAGUUACUGGCAAAAGCUUGACACAGAACUAGUAAUAGAUCAUCUCUGCCAAAGCCAAUUAAAUAUUAGAAUGGGAGAAAGAAGUGGGACAGCAAAGAGGUCUGAUAAAGACAGAAAAUGAGAUUCUGCUUGAAAGCUUGAAUUCCUAGAUGGAACUAUCCCUGGGAGGUUUUGGUUUGGUUUGGUUUUUCUUAAGCCUAUGCUGAAAUUAGAUGGACUUGAAAAAAUUAACAGAACUUGGACUAUUGCUGCCCUUCCUCCUCUGCUCCUCUUUCCUCUUCUAAUUCUGUACUUCAGCACUGCUAUUUUAGGGAAGUUGGUGUCCUGCCCUUGCUAGUCCUCUUGAACUUCUCAGUGUCUGAACACACUCUUCCCAUGGCAGCAUUUUCUUUAUGCGGCUUUAGAGAUAACUGCAGCAUUCCUAGGUUUUCCUCAUGUUCUCUUAUUGUCCUCCUAUCACCUCCUCUAGUUAAAGUCAUCCAGUCACCUUGGGUCUUAUGCACCCCUGCAGGUGUUACUGUAUUUCAUACAUUUAUGCCUUUUGUACUGCAGUUCUGCUUCACACAUGGCUACAUCACUGUGGUGUGUCCUUAUGCAGGGGCUCUGGUCCUCUUCUGUAGCUGGGAAACUUCCAGCUGUGCCCAGCGCUCAACAAGGGCCUCCAAGGCAGCUGCAGCUCUUGCUGCAGGACAACCCAGCAGUCCCUGGCCCUCCCUGUAUUCAAAACCUGAAGUUGCAUUCCUGCCAGCCAUCAGGCUGUGCUAUGGGCUAACACAGUGAUAAAGUAGUGGUCUUGAGCUGUUGGAGAGGUCUCUCCCAACAGCUUCAGUUGCAACUUGCUCUGCAAUACCACUGGAGAUUUGCCAGCCCUGCCUAGUCCCUCCCAAUAGCUUGUGUUCCCACGAGUAGUUUCCUCUUCCUCCACCAUGACCCACCAUGUCCUCAGCCGUGCUCUGCAGUGAUCUGAUCGCUCUCCUGGUAGGGUGAGGUAUCUAUAGAUGACUACUGCUGCUCUUGAUGGAGCAGCUUCUCUCCACUUUGCUACAAAGGUGUCCAGACCUUGUGUAUUGGCUAUAAAUGGCAAGGUGCAGGCAGCAGGGGGGCUGUAGGCGCAGCCUCUGUGAGGAAAGUCAGGGGCUGCUCCAUGCCAGACACAGCUUAUUGCAGUCAGCUCCAAUGGACCCAUCACAGGACACAGCUGAGCCCCUUAUGGUGGCACCUUGGGGAAAUGUGUUUAAGAAAGGAAAGAAAGACAGAGAGGAGGAAGGAAUUAAAAGAGUGAAAAACAACAUAGGGAACACCAAGACCAGAGAAAGAGGAGGAGGUGCUCUACGGUGGAGCAGAUAUUCCCUGCAGUCCCGGGAGGACCCAUGCUGCAGUAGAGGAAAAGAAUGAGAAGAAAGAAGGGGCUUCCAGUGCCUCGCCAAAGGAAAUGAGUGCAACUUGUGAUAACAAGGAGAGGAGAAGAGGUGCUUGGAGUGAACUUGAACCUGGGAAAGGCAGGAAAAGUGUCUUCUCUAAGUGUGUAAAUGUUUGUUUCUUCUUUUUCUUGUUUUUGUUUCCUACUACCUGAAUCAGUAAGGAUUUAUUCUAAUUGACAAUAUAUUAAUUUGCCCAAUUCAGGUCUGUUUUGCCUGUGACAGUAAUUGGUGAACAACCUUCAUCUUGAUCCGCAAGCUUUCUCUUUCAAGGUUUUUCUCUUUUCUCUCCUUGUCCUGCUGGGGGGAGUGGGGGAAGUAAGGGGGUGAGCAGCUGGGUGGGAGACUGGCUGCCAGUGAGGGUCAACACAACCCGACCUUGUUUUCCUCAUUUUGAUGCAUUUGUUGAAGGACUGUUCUGAUGAUUUCAAUUGGCUUCAACACAGCAAUGACAUUCCUUUAUCUUUUGCAGUCAAAUUAAAAUCUCUCUGAAGGAAGGGAAUGCUGAGACAUUCAAUGAAGGUGGUCAGGAGACACAAAAUUAAUGUGCAUGGAAGGUUUGUCCUUACAUUUCUGAAGCAAAGAUGAUGACCUGGAAUAUUAUUAAGAACCAUGUGACAUUAGUCAGGGGUAGAAAAUAAACAUCUUCCAGUGUGUUCCA